This is a messenger RNA of Aphidius gifuensis, 9665 nucleotides long. RefSeq names its product B-box type zinc finger protein ncl-1. Bases 1572 to 4565 code for a protein of 997 amino acids. Gene Ontology annotation, cellular component: nucleoplasm; chromatin. NCBI's taxonomy places the organism in Eukaryota, Metazoa, Arthropoda, Insecta, Hymenoptera, Braconidae. Gene Ontology annotation, biological process: positive regulation of DNA-templated transcription. The transcript is spliced from 6 exons. Gene Ontology annotation, molecular function: zinc ion binding; ubiquitin-protein transferase activity; protein binding. The record is from RefSeq and is a predicted model, not a curated record.
UAAAAAACACUUUAAAGCUCGUGAAAGCUCGGCAAGUUUCAGUUCGCCCGUAGCAGCUCAACUCCCCUGAUCACAACGAUCGACAACGAGAACACACACUGAUAACCGUGACUGCACAGGGGUCAAUAAUUAUUAUAAAAAUAAUUUAUAUUUUUUUUCCCUCAAAUAAAUAUAUUUGAUAAUAAUUUUGAGCUUUAUCCAAAGUUACAUAUACAAUAUAUAAUAUUUUUUUCAUUAAUAAUAUACAUAUAUUUAUCAAUAAAAAUCAAGAAAUAAAAAAAAAAAAAUAACAAAAAGUAAAACAGCGGAAUAUCGUGCAAAAAUUACUAGUGAUAAUAAUAAUAAUAGCAACGACAAUUUUUGUCUGUAUGUGUGUGAAAUAAUAAAAGAAUAAAAAAACCAAUAUUUUUCAUCGCUAAUUUUUUUUUUAUUUAUUUUUUUUCUCAAACUUUUUUUUGCCAAUAAAAAAGUGUGAAAAACAGUGAAAAUAUCAAAAAAAAAAAAAAAGACAUUUCUGUGUUAUUUGAUAAUUAUUUAUUGAAUUAAUUUAUAAAAAAAUCGGUUGUGUUCUCGUAGAAUAUUUAUCCGGGAGUUUUGGACCUUCGACUUCAUCGACCUGGGGCCUUGAGACAAUUUCCCCUCCUAUCCCCACCUCAGUCCUCUGCGGUCUUUUAUCCACCAUCAUUGUUUUUUUUUUUUUCUUUUUUUUCUAUUCUUCUUCAUCAUCUCCUGUUUUCUUUUUCUUCAACGGACAAAAUAUUCAAAAACAAAAAGACAAAGAAACAAAAACAAACUUGGCGAAAUUAUAUGUGAUUUUUUCUAAGGGUAAAGAAUAAAGUUUAUUUUUUUUUUUCCAAUCAAAAAGUCGAUCAUUGAAGACGCAGUGAGUGACGGGGAGUGUGAAGGGUGCAAAGUGAGGUAAAAAAAAAUAGGACCUAAAAGAGGAUGAGCACAAUCGACGUAACGAGACCGUUUCAUCAGCAUAUACAGUAACACACUAGUGAAAUUAGAGACUAAAAAAAAAUAUAAAAAACAAUAUAUAUAAUUAUUAAAAAAUAUAUACACACAAAAUAAUAACAAUAAAUAAUACGACAAACAAAUGUGAGAAGUUAAUUUUUGAGGCUGGGAUGUCUGUGUUAAUAAAAUAAAAAAUUAAUUAGACAAAUUAAUUAUUUAAGUCAAAUAUUAAAAACUAAAAAAAAAAAGGUGUAGAAUUAACAUAACCAAGUCAAAAAAAAAAACACGUACGAUAUUCAAUUUGAAUUAUUGAUAAAAAAAAAUAUAUAUAUUAUCAGAGAUAAAUGAAAAAAAAAUAGUCCUAUAUUUAAUAAUUUAAAAAAAAAAAAAAUAUUAAAAGUUAAUUUUUAUUGUUAAUAAAAAUAUGGCGUGUUUUGUAUUUAUAACUUGGAUCUGAUUUUUUCAAUAAAUUGAUUAUUAAGAAUAGACAAAAAAAAAAAAGAACCAAAUAAUAAAAUAUAAAAUAAUAUAUAUUUAUUGUAAUACUAUAAAUAAUAAAAAGCAAUUUUUGAAAGGAUCAAUUAUUAAUAAAUAGUUGAAGAAAGAAAAGUUUCAUGGCAUCGACGACAAUGGCAGUAUCGUCGGGGACAACCCAGAUGGGUCAAGGUCUCCAGGUAGCAAUAGAUAAUAUUCUGAUUGAUAAUAAUAAUCAUCAAAAUGAUGAUGAUAAUUCAACAGAAUCACUUGAUGAUUGGAAUAACAUGACAAAUAAUAAUGGUAGUCCUAGUACAAAUCAAAAUGGUACACCAUCAAAUGUUGGUGAUACACUUGAAGAUAUGCCUGGUCGUAAUGGUAAUAAUUGUGAUGAAACUUGUACAAUAUGUGAUGAUAAAUUAACAUCACCAAAAGUACUAAAUUGUCUUCAUGUUUAUUGUGAAAUAUGCUUGACAAAAUUAUAUGAUAAUACAAAUGAACAACAUAUUAAUGAUGGUAAUAGUGGAUAUUGUCAUAUAUCAUGUCCAAUAUGUGGACAAGAAACACAAAUUGGUAAUAAAGGUGUAUCAUCAUUACCAUGUGAUUAUGUAUUAACAAAUAUUAUUGAUAUGUCUGCAAUUGAAAAUGAAAAUGUACCAUGUACAUCAUGUAAAGCCAAAGAAAAUGCAAUUGCACGUUGUUCUGAUUGUGCCAAUUUUUUGUGUCCAAAUUGUAAUACAGCACAUCAAUUUAUGAGAUGUUUUGAAAAUCAUAAAGUUAUUACAUUUGAUGAUCUUAAAAGGACCAGUGAGGCUGUGCCAAUUCACAAGCCAAUUUUUUGUCAAUAUCAUACAACUGAAAAUAUGAAAUUUUAUUGCUACACUUGUGAGGAACCAAUAUGUAAUGAAUGUCUUGUUGUACAACAUAAAGCACCAGAUCAUCAUUAUGAACGUUUAAGUGAUGCUGAACCACGACAAAGAGAAGAUUUACGUUUUUUAAUGGCUGAAAGUAAAUCAAAAUUAUCUGAUUGUGAACAAGUAUCAACACAAUUAGAAAAUGCAUUAAGUGAAUUACAAUCACAACAUGAUCAAGCUAAAGAUCUUAUUAAUGAAAGUUUUCAAAGUUAUAAAGCAAUACUUGAAAAAUGUCGUGAUAAUUCAAUAAAUGAACUUGAUAAAUUACAUUCAGAACGUGAACUUGAAGUUAUGGAUACAUUUCAUAAUAUUGAAAAAACAGUUGAAAAAAUUGAAGAUGCAUGUAAAUUUACAUCACGUUUAAUUGAACAUGCUGAUACAACUGAGCUACUAACAUUAAAACAUACUGUAUCAACACAAUUAUUAAAUUUAAUAAGCAAUACACCAAAUGCAAAUAUUAAAUUUUCCAUUGAAUUUGUAACUGAUUAUAAACGUUUUGAAUAUAUUAUCAAAGAUUUAUUUGGUAUUAUUAAAACUGAAUGUACACCAGAAAUGGUUAAAAAACAAUUACCAAAUAAUUUAACAAUUAUUAAUAAUCAUAAUAAUAAUCAUAUUGAUAAUAAUAAUUCACAAAUUAAUGUAUCAAUACCAUGUCCAAGUACAAUAAGUACAACAUCACCAAUAUCACUUUGUGGUUCAAUGCAAUCAUCAUUUGAAGGUGAUACACCUGGUUAUUUAUUAUCAUCAACAAGUCCAUCUGGUCAAAAUAAUAUAAUACCACCAACACCACCACCAUCAUCUCAACAACAACAACAACAGCAGCAACAACAACCACCAUCAUCGUCAUCUUCACAAAUUGUAUCAUCAUUAUCACAAAAUUCACAAAUGCGUUGUUUAACAAGUAUACAAGAAUAUAAUUUACAACAAUUAGCAAGUCUUGCUGAAAAAGGUGAUUUACAUGAUACAAGUACUAACUCAAGUCCAACACCAUCAUUUACAUUGGCUGAUUUAUUGGCUGGUGAUUUAAAUUCAACACAUGCUAUUAAUAAUCUUCAGGCACUUGCUAAACUUGGUAAUUCAAUGGGUCAUCAAGAUUUAAGCAAUGGUAUUAAUGGUAAUGGUGGUGGUGGUGGAGGUGGUAAUAAUGGUGGUGGUUUAAUACUUCCAAGAGGUUCAUCACCUGGACUCAAUGAUAAUAAUAACAUGGUUACUGGACUAUCAACAAAUAAUCUUCUCAAUGGUGGAUAUCAGAGUAUGUCAAGUUCAACAUCACCAAUACUUUCACAAGGAACUGAUGAUCUUAAAAAUGAUCAAAUGCACAAUAUGGGUCUUGGUAAUGGAAUUGGAGGCACAGGAAGUUUUAAUAGUUCACGUUCACCAAAUCCAAAACAAACACCAAUGCAAAUUAGAUCAAAAUUUGGACAACUUGGUCCAAGUAAAGGACAAUUUAAUUCACCACAUGGUUUUUGUCUUGGUACUGAUGAAGAUAUUAUUGUUGCUGAUACAAAUAAUCAUAGAAUUCAGAUAUUUGAUAAAACUGGUCAAUUUAAAUCACAAUUUGGAAUACCUGGUAAAGAAGAAGGUCAACUUUGGUAUCCACGUAAAGUUGCUGUUAUGCGUAAUUGUGGUAAAUUUGUUGUAUGUGAUCGUGGUAAUGAACGUUCACGUAUGCAAAUAUUUACUAAAAAUGGACAUUUUAUUAAGAAAAUAGCAAUUCGUUAUAUCGAUAUUGUAGCUGGUUUAGCUGUUACAAGUCAAGGCCAUAUUGUUGCUGUUGACAGUGUAUCACCAACUGUGUUCGUAAUAAGUGAUACUGGUCAUCUCCUUCGUUGGUUUGAUUGUAGUGAUUACAUGCGUGAACCAAGUGAUAUUGCCAUAAGUGGAAAAGAAUUUUUCGUUUGUGACUUCAAGGGUCACUGUGUUGUUGUGUUCAAUGAAGACGGUCAAUUUCUUCGUCGCAUUGGCUGUGAGAAUAUAACAAAUUUCCCAAAUGGGAUUGACAUUAGCGACGCUGGAGAUGUUUUGAUCGGUGAUUCACAUGGUAAUCGUUUUCAUGUUGCUGUUUUUUCUCGUGAUGGUUCACUUAUAUCAGAAUUUGAAUGUCCUUAUGUUAAGGUAUCACGUUGCUGCGGCCUUAAAAUAACUUCUGAAGGUUAUAUUGUAACAUUGGCAAAAAAUAAUCACCAUGUACUUGUGCUUAACACACUAUACAUAUUGUGAAAUGUCACAAUGACCAAUAAUAAUAUUAAUAAUAUCAACAAAUGGUCAUCCUUCAUGAUAACUCUGCCGCAAUCAACGAAAGGUAAAAUUAAAAAAUUAUCACAAAAACGUCAGAUUAUUAAAAUAAUAUAUAAAAAAAUUUUAACUAUAAUUAUUAAGACAGCAAAAAAAACCAUAAAAAAACAAAGAUAUUAUAAAACAUUUUAUGAGUAAUGCAUGAAAAGUUGACCAUCUUAAACAUUCUAAGGGGCCUAUCAAAAGCCAAGGCUUCUUUUUUUUUUUUUUAAACAAUAAUAAUGAAUUAUUUUAAUUUUAUUUAACAACAAACUAUGCGUCCCUGGUAAUAUGAAAGUAAAUAUCUUCAAAAAAAAAAAAUAGAGUGAAAAAGAAAAAUAAAUUUAAAUAGGUUUUAUUAUUUGAGCAACAGAACAAGAUUUUAAAAAAAUCGAGGAAAAUAAAAACACACACAAUACACAGUAUCGUAGUUAAUUUUUAGGAAAUAAUAUUUGGUAAAUUGCCAAUAAAAAAAAGGGCGUAAAAGGCAAAUAUAAUUUUCAGUAUAAAAUAUUUUUUAAUAUUUUAAAUAAUUACAAAUCGUACCGUUGGAGAAUUCAGUGAAAAAAAAUAUUAAAAUAAAAAAAAAAAAAUACCUUGAAUCAGCAAACAAAAGCAAUUUUACAUUUAAAAAAAAAAACAAUGGCCUUCCGUCAAAAAUUGGUCGUUGAGAAUGAUUUUUGACAUUUCAGUAUUUUAAGUGGUUGAUCGUAAAUCAAAGUAAUCUAGUCGAUCCAUUUUCCUUCAUUAUUAAAAAUUUAAAUUUAAAAAAAAAAAAAAAAUUACUGACCUCCGAUCAGUUUUGUGCUCAAUAAACUUUUUUCCUAAAGUCCCAAAAACAUUUUCCAUAUCCCGUCUGAUGCUUUUCAUAGGCAGGAAAGGAAAUGCAAAGUCGAGGGAAUUUAUUUUAUAAUAAAUAAAUAAUUAAUAAACAGUUAAUAUUAGUGUGAGAGAGUUAGAAAGAAAAUUUAAAAAAAGAAAAAAAGUAUAAUUCUAGUUUUAAUCUGUCAAAGUUUGUUUUUGUUUUUGUUUUUAUUUUUUGUUUUUUUAGAUGUAACAAAUGUGAGAUAAAAAUUUUAUCAGAGUUGUGGUUUUAUCUAGUAAAUUAAUCAUUAAAAAAUGCUAAUAAUAUUUACUCAGGAUAAUUAUCAAUAUGGUUGUUUAUCCAUAUGAUAAAUUUUUCAUGUUUAAUAAUUUAUCUCAUAUUUUUUUUAAAUGAUUUUACUAUUUCAUGGUGCUAGGCAGUUAAUUUUACAGAUUUUUUUUUUCAUCAAAAAAAAAAUAUCUGAAUUAAUUACUGCAUUAUUUAAAUAAUAUAAAUUAUUUGUCAUUGUCCUCUUUUUUUAAAUUGAAAUAAUUAUAAUCUUAAUUGAUUUUUAACUUGAAAAUUUAAUGGUCUUUUUUAAAAAAUACAGGGAACAUUAUUUUAUUUUUUUAUUAGACUGACUUGAAGCUAUUGACUUGAAUAAAUAAAUUUUAUUCUAGAUAAAAACUUUGAUAAUAAUUCAAUUAAAAAAUAAUAAUUGCAUAUUUAAUUAUUCUCAAAUCAAUCCAUAGACAUUAAAUUAUUUAUCGAAAAUAUCAAUAACAUAUAAACCAGUUACAAUAAUAGUUGAAAAGUAAAAAUAAAUUCAGUUUGCUAAAAAAUAAAAGUAAAACUUCUAUUAUUUAUGUAAAUAUACAGAAGAGUGAAUGAAAAAAAGUUUUGAUAAAAUUAAAUAUCUUGAAAACCACAAAACUCAUUGUACAGAAAUGCAAAUAUUUUUUAGGGUUGUUUACAUUAUCAGCCUUAUUAUUGAAUUUAAAAAUUAAAACAAUAGAAGGACAAAAAAAAAAACAUUUUAAUCAGUCGCAAUAAUAAAAAUUAAUUAUUAUUAAUUAAUUAUUUUAUAUUUAAAUAUAAUAAUAUUUUAUAAAUAUUCUUGCCACAUAAAAAAAAUUCUACCGAGUAGAUAAUAAAUAUUUCUGCACUUAUAUUUUAUUAAUAUUAUUUAUUUUUUAUUUUUUUCAUUCAUAGAUUUAAGUAAAUUUAUCUAAUUUCGAAAAAAAAAAAAAAUAAGCCACGCGUGCAGAACAUGAAAAUGGAAAUUAUAUAAAAAAAAAGAAAAUAAAAAAAAAAAUUUUAAAAUGAAAAAAAUAAAAAAAUUUAAAAAUAUAUAUAUAGUUUAAAUAAUAUAUAUUAAAAAAAUAAAAAAAAAAACAAUUCUAUAAUCUUCUGAAUAGUCAUGAUUUAGCAGAGUUAUAUUUAAAAAAAUAAUAAUUAAAAUAAUAAAUAAUUAAUUUAAAAAAAAGAAUAAUGCCUGUGAUAAUAGUAUCGUCAGGAUAAGUUGUGCCCUUAAAAAUUUUCUGAUGUUGUUACUAGGUACAUAUUAUAAAAAAAAAAAAAAGAAAAACAAUAGUAAUAAUAAUUCAAAUAUCAGAAAGAAAAGAUAAAUUGACGGAAUAAUUGAUGUUACAUUCAAUUAAAGUCGAAUUUGCACAACGACAUUAAUCCCGAUAUUAAUUCGCGUCCCCAUUUUUUUCACUGAAUCUCCAUCGGUACGCUUGUUUAAUUAUUCAAUAAAUAAAAAUCUAAAGCUUUUUCUUUUUUGCUGAAAAUUAUUCGUAUUAGGCGAGGAAAUUAAUCUAAAUUAUCAUAAUUCAAAAAAAUAUAUUAACAUGCAAUUUCUUUUUUUAUUUAUUUUUAUUUAUUUUAUUUUUUUUUUUUCAUUUUAAAAAUUAUGAAUUAUUGAUGAUUUCCUCGCCCUCUUUUAUGAGCUAAAUUGACGGAGGGAAUUACAAAGAAUAUAAUAUAAAAAAAAAAUAUAUAUAUCUAGGAAUAGAAAAACAUUUCGUUGCGUAGAAAAAUAUUUAUAUAUUAUAUUAAACACAAAUAAUAAAAUAGUAAUAAAAAAACAAAUGGAUGACCAUUAAAAAUUGCGAGAGGUUAUUUUACCUAAAGAAAAACAAAAAUUAUUAUAUUACGCUCACCUUAUAUACUUGAAUAUUUUAGUAUAGAUUUACUCUAUUUACAUAUUUUUAUCUGUGAAAGACUACUUGGCUAAUUUUAUGCCACUGUUGAAAUUCACCCCUUAUUUGCCUUGAUGUUUAAAUUACAAUAAUAAUAUUUAAAAAAGGAAAAAAAAAAAAAUUAAUAAGAUGAUUUAAAAAAUGAGAUAAAUAAAAACCAAACAAUAAUCUAAAAUAUAAAUAUUAUAUUAUUAUUAUAUGAUAUAAAAAAUAACACAAAACAUUUAAAAAAAAAAAAAACAUGAUGAUUAAUUUGUUAUGUGAAUGGUAAUUGUGAUAGAUUUUUGAUGAUUUUUACAAUCUCAAAAAUCUCAUUAUCCUAUGAAAAAUAUAUGCUUAGAAUAAUAUAUAGUCACUCUCUAAACUAGACACAAUUUGCUGCUUAUUGUUAACGUAAUGUUAGAAAAGAAAAGAAAAGAAAAAAAAAAAAAAAACCAUUGUGAAGAGAUAAUUAUUUGAAUAGCUUUAGGAAAAUAAAAAAAAAAAAAAAGUGGGAUGUAUCAAUUGUGAGCUUAGACCAGGAUUAAAAACAGUCGUAAUUUUAGAAGUAAUUUUAAAUUCAUUUUGACAUUUAUUUAGUGUCACUUCCACUAUUUGCCGCAAUUGUAUUAAAAAUUUUAAAUCCCAAAAAUAAAAAUCAAAGAGAUAAUAUUAAUAAACCAAAAAAACAAAUAAAAUGUGGAUCUAUUUUCGCGAAAGUUGUGUGACAAAUUGAAUGUUUGAAAAAAAAAAAACUAUAUAUAUAUAAUAAAAAAGAAAAUUAAAGAGUUGUCGAAUUUUCACAAGUAAAAAUGAAAAAAAUUAAUAAAUUAAUAAAUGGAUAUUGAUUUUAGGAAGGAAAUGAUAUAAUGAGUCAAAAAUUAUAGCCUACGAUCAUAGUCUUCCUAGAACUUUGCGAAAUCAUAAAAAAAAAAAAAGGCACUAUUUAAUUUAAAAGAAAAAAAAUAUAUUACCAAACAAUUUUAGGAAUAAUAAAAUUUUUUUAAAUUCAUAAUUUGGCCAUUAAUGAUAUUUGAAAAAAAAAAAUACUAUCCAUAUUGUGAUAAAUAGAAAAAAUUAAUUUUCAAAACAAAAAAAAAAAAAAAACAUCACAAGUUCGUAAAAUACUCCCAGAAAAAAAAAAGAUUUACAAAUGUAUUGUUGAUUUGUUUUUUUUUUUUAAGUUUUAAUCAAAUUUCUGCUGUAAAUUGCAUUAGUAUUUCUUCACCAGUCUUCAAAUAAUGCAUUUGUGCAUCUUUUUUUUAAUUAAAAAUAUUAUUUUGGUUUUUUUGGUUUUUUUCGUAUAAGAAAGAAAAUAUAACUUGAUAUUUUUUAUUAUCAGUCAUUUACAUAGACUAUAGACUAUAUUUCUUAAGCGACUAUAAUUUAUAAUUAACAAAAAAUGUUAACUACAAAUUGUUUGAACAUUAUUGUGUUCCACUGACUGCGUUUUUUUUAUUUUCUUUUUUUUUAAAUGUUCAAACAUAUAUUUUUUUUGUAAAUUAAGUUGUCAAUAUGUGGUUGUUAUUAUUAUUUUAUUUUUAUGUUAAUUUAAAAACCCAUCGACCAACCAAAACUAUAAUUUUUUGUUACCAAGUCGUUUAAUUAUUUUUUAGUUAAUGACUGUAUUUUUUUUUUUUCCAUUAUUUACUCAUCGAAUGCUUGACAUUCGUUUUGUGUCAAAAAUAUACGACAAAUUUAUUGUAUUUUAUUUUUAAGUUUAGUGUUAUAUUAAUUGAGGAGAGAAAGAGAAUGCGAUCGACAUUUUGAAAAUGUAAUAUCUAUUAUACAUAUGUAUUAUUAUAAUUUUUUUUUUUAUUUUUAUCAUUUUUUUUUUGUUUCAUUUUAAUCGUUCGAUUUUUCGUUCGGUGGUGGUCAAUUGCAUUCCAUUGAGUUAAGCAUCUAGAACCCCAAAAAAUAUAUAAUUAAAACAUAUUUAUAAUUAAAUUUAUAAAAAGAAAAAAAAAAUGUGUUUAAAGUUCAAAAUGAUUAUAGUCUCAUCAAAUAGGUUUAUUACGAUGUAAAAUUAUUAUAAUUUUUUAAAUUAUUUUGUUUUGU